GUGGACACAGCCCCAGGCUGGGGUUUCCCUGGUGCUGGGCAGGGGAUGAGUCACAGAUGAGUCACGGGUCCCCCUCCUGCACCCACCCCAAGGGAGGAGUGGGGCUUCUGGUGCAGCCAUGUCGCUCCUCCUGCUGGUGGUCUCGGCCCUUCACAUCCUCAUCCUCAUCCUGCUGUUCGUGGCCACCCUGGAUAAGUCCUGGUGGAUCCUCCCGGGCAAGGAGUCGCUCAACCUCUGGUACGACUGCACGUGGAACAACCACACCAACUCAUGGGCCUGCAGUACCGUCAGUGACAAUGGCUGGCUGAAGGCAGUCCAGGGCCUCAUGGUGCUGUCCCUCAUCCUCUGCUGUCUCUCCUUCAUCCUCUUCAUGUUCCAGCUCUACACCAUGCGCAGAGGAGAGCUCUUCUACGCCACGGGCCUCUGCCAGCUCUGCACCAGCGUGGCAGUGUUUACAGGGGCCCUGAUCUACGCCAUCCACGUUGAGGAGAUCUUGACGAAGCACCCGCGAGGGGGCAGCUUCGGUUAUUGCUUCGCCCUUGCUUGGGUGGCCUUCCCCCUCGCGCUGGUCAGCGGCGUCGUCUACAUCCACCUGCGGAAGCGGGAGUGAGCCUCGCCCUGCCGCCCGCCUCCCCGCCUCCCCGGCCUCUCUCCUCUGUCCCGCCCCGAAGCAGCCCCUCCUCCUACAAAAAAUAAAAUCGUUUAACCA
Molecule: messenger RNA, 709 nt
Organism: Ochotona princeps (American pika)
Lineage: Eukaryota; Metazoa; Chordata; Mammalia; Lagomorpha; Ochotonidae
Gene: EMP3
Product: epithelial membrane protein 3
Exons: 5
Coding region: 119-610 (163 amino acids)
Cellular component (GO): plasma membrane
Source: RefSeq, a predicted model, not a curated record